UCAGGGCUUGCAGCAGUGCAACAUGAAAGUAGCCCUUUUAGAAUUUUAUGGUAACCCCUGUCCAAAUACCAAGAAGUACUUGGAGGUAACGUACCGUUGUGAAGAAAAGAAAGAAAGAGUCAGUUCCCGACUAGCAACUGGCCCCUAUCCUGGCACUACAGCGGGACUGGCUGUGUCAUCCGAUAAUGAGAUAUUUGUGACUCACAGCUCCAGAAAAACAAUCCAAGUCUUUAGCAUGAAGGGUGCUAGACUCCGCAGCAUCCCUACAGGAGACAUGACACCAUACGGUAUAGCCAUAGGCACCAACAACUCUCUGUGGGUUGCUUUGCAUGGAGGCCGCGAAAAUCACCCCAUGUAUGAAAAUGCUGUCAGUCAGUACAGCAAAGAUGGCCACAUCCUUGCCACGUACACUUGCAAUGGCCGAUUUAGAAUCCACGGGAUUGCAGUGGACAAGCUUUCCGACAAGAUCAUACUGACAAUAGAACAAAUCACUAGAGGUGGAAGCUGGCUAACGGAGGCCAUGUGGUUCCGUCCAGCUUACACACAGGGGACACGAACAUGUAACAUGAGCAAGUUUGGGUGGACAGGUGUUAGAACAGGACGGGUGUUAGAGGCUGCGAGUGUCACAGUGGACAAGAGAGGGAACAUCUUCAUACCAGACAGGGGUAAUGGUCGUGUUUUGAAGUAUGACAAAGAUGGAGUCUACAUUUCCAGUUUUGGCAGUCGAGGCACUGGAGCGGGGUAUCUUUUAGGGCCCUAUGGAAUCUGUGUGGAUAGUUGGGGCCGUGUGAUUGUGGCUGAUAAUGGUAACCACCGAGUGGAAAUGUUCACAGCUAAGGGGGAUCAUGUCUGCACUGUUGCCUACAUCAAUAAUCCAGUGCGUGUUGCUAUAGGUGGGGAGGGGCAGCUUGUAGUGUCGCAACAAACCUCUAUAACAAUCUUGCCCAAACAUUAAAGUCACACCCAUUUGCUUCCCACCCAUUCAAACCUUCACUCCAUUCUUGUCAUACUUCACAAUUCACUGUUUUGACCAAAUUAUUUGUUGAAAAAAAAAACAUGGUUGCAAUCAAUUUGAUUUUAAUUGAAAUCAAAGGGGUUAAUGGGUAAUACAUGUACUGUAUACUUAUCCAGAAUUGAUCAAGAUAAUGAUAUAAUUGAUGCCUACACAAAUCGCAAAAGGUAAAUCACCAUUAGAGUUGAACUACUUGUAACAUUACCUAAUACCAAAGACCUGCUAUACUGGCAAUGUCCUCGGUGGUGAAAGCUAGGUUACAAUAAACCUGUAAAUGCACUACGGUAGCAAAUUGCCUGUCUUUCCUUCACGUCAUUUGUAAAGUUUAUUGCAAAUUCUUGCCAGUGGGCAGGUAACAUGUCAUUUAAGAGAUUCAAUGUAAAAACAAUAUCACAAAUGUCUCCUCUAGUCUAACUCCAUAUCCUGGGUUAUUGGGUUCGACUCCUUUUUCGAAGACAGUGGAAGACAAAAGAUCCCACCUUUUCUAUUAUCUAUGGGUUUUGUGAUCUUAGAAGGAGAAUUAUUUUCUUUUUGUCAGUGAAUGUGAGGAAGUUUGGGUGGAAUUUGGUGGCCUCUUCUAACAGCUCUUUUGUGAUUGUAGAAAGAGCAGUUUGACAUAAAAUGUUCAUCAAGCUCAAAUGAAUGGCAAUUACUUCAUGUUUUGAGCCCUAUCAGGUACAGGUGAUAUCCUGGAGCUGUGCAGAUAUUUCCUAUGUCUACCUGCACCAUUUUCACUGGUCCAAUAUUGUAUUGGGCUUAUAUAUACAUGUACUAUGACGUAGGUGUAUUGUUGAUUUUUUACUAGCUGGAUUGACUGUUACCACCUUUGAAGUAUAAAAGAAAUAAUAGCGGAUUUCAGUAUGAUCAAUACUUCUUAGUU
Branchiostoma floridae (Florida lancelet) is the source of this 1892-nucleotide messenger RNA. RefSeq names its product E3 ubiquitin-protein ligase TRIM71-like. Gene Ontology annotation, molecular function: translation repressor activity; protein binding; ubiquitin protein ligase activity. Lineage: Eukaryota; Metazoa; Chordata; Leptocardii; Amphioxiformes; Branchiostomatidae. Gene Ontology annotation, biological process: proteasome-mediated ubiquitin-dependent protein catabolic process; negative regulation of translation; protein polyubiquitination. The coding region runs from base 23 to 955 and encodes 310 amino acids. The record is from RefSeq and is a predicted model, not a curated record. The transcript has 2 exons.